Prunus mume (Japanese apricot) is the source of this 2257-nucleotide messenger RNA. The record is from RefSeq and is a predicted model, not a curated record. Lineage: Eukaryota; Viridiplantae; Streptophyta; Magnoliopsida; Rosales; Rosaceae.
CUUCAUUGCAAUUCCUAUUAUCUUGGACCUUGUUGCUCCUCCUGCCGUAGCUCAAAUCGACGACGGUGUGAGAAAUAGAAACAGGGAGGGACUAGCUAGCUUAAUUAGCUAAGCACAGGGGAUGGCCUGGGCCGGCUUCAUCCAGGUCAAAAUGCUUCCCAUGACUAAUCUCAUGCUUGUUUCCAUUCUCUCCUCCAUAUUUGUUGUUACUCUGCUCAGCUUUCCCAGCCCAGCUGAAGCUGAUUAUCUAUACCAUGUCUGCCAAAACACUACCACUUUCACCCCAAACUCCACCUUCCAGUCCAACCUCAACCGCCUCCUCUCAACCCUCUCCUCCAACGCCACCCGCCCCUCCGGCUUCUACAACGCCACCGCCUCCUCCUCCUCCUCAAACGACCCCGUCUACGGCCUCUUCCUCUGCCGCGGCGAUGUCGCCGCCACCGACGCUUGCAAAUCCUGCGUCUCCACCGCAACCUCCGACGUCUUUCAGCGCUGCCCCACCGAGAAACAGGUCGUGAUCUGGUACGACGACUGCAUGCUACGCUACUCCAACGAGUCCUUCUUUUCCACCAUGGCCGAGUCACCUUCCCUGUUCAUGUGGAACACGCGGAAAGUAAUUGGUAAUGUAUCGGACCAAAACCGCUUCAACCAAGUACUGGCAACGGGCGUUUCUGAGAUAGCCGCUGAAGCUUCCAAUAAAGAUCGCAAGUUUGCGACGAAAGAAGCCAAGGUUUCAGAGUUUACUUCGCUGUACAUGCUUGGGCAGUGCACGCAGGACCUCUCCUCUGGUGAUUACCAUUGGUGUCUUCUGGGAGCCCCAACACAAGUUCCUAGAAGAGAUGCGGGGGGACGAGCUCUGUAUCCCAGUUGCAACUUCAGGUUUGACUUCUACCCCUUCUACUUCCGCUCCUCCAUCGCACCAGAACCUGCUCUUUCUCCUCCUCCCCCACCCCCACCAGGAUCCAUCAAGGCCAGGCCUAAAGGAGGAAGAAGCAGAGUUCCACCUUCCAUAUUCAUUGGCGGCAGCAUUGCUAUCUCUGUGGUACUUGUUGCUUUGGGCUACUUCUUCGUACGCAGAAGAUCAAUGAGAAAGAAGUACAAUACUGCCCCAAAUCAAGAAAACGGUAGGAAUGACUAUGAUACAAAGAGUGUUGCGUCCUUACAAUUUGACUUGGGAACUAUUGAAACUGCCACAAACAAGUUUUCUGAGAAUAACAAGUUAGGUGAAGGCGGAUUUGGCGUAGUUUUCAAGGGAACACUUGCUAAUGGCCAGGAAAUAGCAGUGAAGAGGUUGUCGAAGAGCUCCAAACAGGGUGUACAAGAAUUUAAGAAUGAGGUUGCAUUGGUAGCCAAACUUCAACACAGAAAUCUUGUCAGGCUUCUAGGAUUUUGUUUGGAAGGAGAAGAAACCAUACUCAUCUAUGAAUAUGUGCCAAACAGAAGUCUUGAUUGUUUUCUUUUUGAAUACAAAAAACGAGAACAACUAGAUUGGUCGCACCGUUGCAUGAUAAUAGGAGGAAUUGCUCGAGGAAUUCUGUAUCUUCAUGAAGAUUCAAGGCUUAGAGUUAUACAUCGUGAUUUGAAAGCGAGCAAUAUCUUGUUAGAUGGCAAUAUGAAUCCAAAAAUUUCAGAUUUUGGCAUGGCAAGAAUGUUUGGAGUUGAUGAUCAAACUCAAGGAAACACCAAAAGAAUUGUCGGCACCUACGGUUACAUGGCUCCAGAAUAUGCUAUGGAGGGAUUGUAUUCUGUAAAAUCUGAUGUCUUUAGCUUUGGAGUACUUUUGCUUGAGAUCAUAACGGGGAGAAGGAACUUUUUAGGCUUUCAUCGAACAAAUUCUGCACCUACUCUUAUAGGCUAUGGUUGGCAAUUAUGGAACGAAACGAAAGGGUUGGAGUUGAUGGAUCCGUUGUUGAAAGAUUCGUGCAGUCCAAAUGAAUUUUUGAGAUACCUCCAUAUUGGAUUAUUGUGUGUUCAAGAAGAUGCAAACAACAGGCCAACCAUGUCAUCGAUUGUUCGAAUGUUAGACAGUGAAGCUAUUAGUCUUCCCCGACCUGAGAGACCAGCCUUCUUUACAGGAAGAUCUAUUGAACAGCAUGAUCAAAAAAAUGCUCCAAAUUGCUCAACCAAUAAUUUUACAAUUUCUAUUGAUGUUCCCCGUUGAGACAGAUGACAAUUUUCUAAAUAUAAUCUUUACAAUAUGAAGUUGGCCUUUGGUAAAAUGGAAGAAAAAAUUACAUGGUGGAAUCCUCCAUCUAAA